Molecule: messenger RNA, 3499 nt
Organism: Mytilus trossulus (common blue mussel)
Lineage: Eukaryota; Metazoa; Mollusca; Bivalvia; Mytilida; Mytilidae
Exons: 11
Coding region: 248-2311 (687 amino acids)
Biological process (GO): signal transduction; innate immune response; positive regulation of type I interferon production
Cellular component (GO): endoplasmic reticulum membrane; autophagosome
Molecular function (GO): cyclic-di-GMP binding; 2',3'-cyclic GMP-AMP binding
Source: RefSeq, a predicted model, not a curated record
UCUAUUUUUAGAAACCUACAAAAACCCUGAAACAGAGGGAAGUGCAUUUCAGAACCUAGAAUUUGCUUACAUUGAUUAACAGGAUUAACAAUAUUAUUUUUUGUUAUAGCUUUUAAUAUGAAAUUGGACAUGCACUAUUAUAAGAUGAUAUUCUUUACCAUAGAAGGAGCGAGAUGACCGGAUUCAAACAAUCUACUUUCACUUCGCUAUGACAUCAGUGGAAUAUUUGAAAUAACAGAAAACAGCAAUGGACAGAACUUGGAUAGAUGAGAUAAGAGAUUCUGAAGUUUUGUUGAUCUUUGAUGACAGUGAUGACUUCUACAUUAAAAAAUGGAUUAUUCCAGAAUUAAAAGCCAAAAAUCUAAAAUAUGUGUUACCAGAAAUUCAUAUACCUCCUGGCAGACAAAAACUUAGUUUGAUGCCUGAAGCCAUUGAAAAUAGUAAAAAAGUAUUAAUCAUAUUGUCUGAGCACACAAAGAAAAGAUUUAAAUGUACUUUUGAAAUUUUUCUUGCACUUGAGAAAAGUUUAAGUACAAACAAAAUGUGUGUGACGAUUGCAUUGCUGGGAUCAUUAGAUAGAAGAGAUGUGCCAAAGAUCCCUAUGUUAGAGCACAGUAUGAUAGCCAAAGUUACAGAAAAUGACCAACCUUACACUAUUCAAAAAGUUAUUGAAAAUAUCAAAGAUGAUAGUGUAAGUCUUAGUGACAAAAUGCCAGCUGGUAACUUAGCAACAGGACUAGCCUGGAGUCAUUUUUUAGGAUAUCUCAGUAUAAUUCUUCCAGAACUCUCUUCAAAUAUUAUUGAAUGUGAAUGGUUUCAAAGAUUUCAAGGUAAAAUGUCAACACGGUUCUUUAUGCUAUUACCAAAGUCAGGAACAUGUAAGCCAUUACAAGACCAAGACAGCAGAAUUACUCAUGUUGGUAACCUAAAAAUAGAAGUGCACAUUGCUGGAACUAAAAGGGUGUACACUCCAAAUGUGUACUGCAUACAAGAUGAAGUGAAACAGGAACAUUAUUAUUGCUGUGCAGAAAUACCCAAUGCCUUUGGUUGUAUAGGGAAGAUAUUUCAUGAGAAGUUAGGAUUGUUAAAUUCUCAACAGAGAAACCUUGAAGUGGAGAGAUUUUACCAUGUGUUGGACCAGAUACUGAGCCAUGAAAACAACAAACGAUGUCACAUGUUGUAUGAACUUAUAACUUAUAAUGAUGAAGAUAAAACAGAAGACAGUUUACCAAGUACACAUAUACUUAAACAUUUCCAUAAAGAACGUACAGAAGACAUAGAUGAGGAAACAAAGUCCCAUAAAAAGUAUAAAUAUGAUGUCUGUCUUCUUUAUGGUAAAGAUGAUGAAAACAAGGCACACGUCAUUAGACAAACACUGAUGUCAAAAAAAGAUAAACCAAGAAUUGCUGAGGCAUGCCCAGAUCAGGUGUCAAUAGCUGAGGUCACAGAACAAGUCAAGGAUUCUAAAUGGGUUGUGUUACUUUUAUCCAAGAACCAGAAAUGGUUUGAGUUUUGGAUUGUAGAACUUUUAUGUAGUGGUGUUGAGACUGGUGAAUUUGAAUCACAGGACAUAUGUGUACUGCCAUUGUUGUAUAAUGUAGACCCAGAAUCCAUCCCAUCUUUUAUAAGAUGGCUGACAUAUAUUGAAGCUAAACAAGGGGAGGACUUUGUGGAGAGAAUAUAUGAAAUCAUAAAAGGACAAAGGGUAGCUUUAAGGACACAGAGUCCUGUAGGAAAUGUACAUGAAGGACUGGUAUGGGGAUUUGUUGUCAAUUAUUUACGUCAUGUUUUACCAGAUAUAACAGAAAGAAUAAAGGAAAAAUUACAACAACUUGGAGUAAAAACAAGUGAUCGACAGAACCAUUAUCAUACGGGCUUGUUGGAGCUGGUUCCACAGAAUUGUGAGGUACCAGCUAGGAUGGAUAUAAUAACAGAUCAAUAUAAGAUAGAGAAUAUGGGACGUAUUGAAGCUACAAAGAAACAACAGCAGCAGAAAGUUGUCCGAGUAUUUGCAUGUAACUUUUACAAGUUGACAAAGAAGGAUGGUAACUGUUAUUACUUUGCUGGUGAAUUUGCUACACCAAUCAGAACAUUACAUGGAAUGGGUGCUUCUGUGAUCUGUGGUCUUACAGCUGACAAAAUGAAAAAAGAAGUCAAAAAUUUUACUGACAAAUUGGAAAGAAUUAUGAAGAAGGAACAUGAUGGUAAAAACUGUGCUAUAAUUCGGGUAAAUGGUGAGAAUCAAAAUCUUGUAGAUGAGGUGAUCAAAGAAAUCCAUGAGAAUGAGAUUUGGCAGAAAAGUCAACAAUAAAAAAGCUGAUCGUGAUGUCAACAACAAUUCUUCAAUAUAACUUCAAAAAGUACAACUUCAAAGUACUACACACUGAGACAAAAGAAAGAAGAUUUUAUAAAAAUAAACAUGAAAACUAUGAAUAAAUAGUAAAAUACUAGACUUUUAGCUGCUACUCUCUUCUGUGCUAAGAUUUUUUUUUUUAUAGAGAAUGUCUUUUAAAUACAUGGUUUAUUAAAUAUAUGUAGAGUAUGAAUGGACAAACCAUAUAUGACAUCAUUACUUAUUGAUUAGAUGGAAGAUUUGCAUCACUUCAUGUAUCUAAAUCUAAAAUACUGAGUAACAUUUUUAAAUAUUGCUUCAAAUAUAAGAACAUUUCUUAUGAUAAAAAAAAUAUUAAAUAAAUUAGAAUUUGUCAAAGUAUGGCAGAUAACUCAAUUCAUUUUAAUUUGUUAUUUAUAAAGAUAUAUGAGUAUAUGACCCCUUUAUUUUAUGUUUCAGAUAGCACAUAUUAAAAAGGGUAAAUAACAAAAUUAUUUUCAGAAUGGAGAUUUUUCUUUAUGUUGAAAUUAGAAAGGACCUCAUUAUUGACUCAUAUUAGAACUAGCUAUUGAUCAGGGCUGGUUUAAAAAAAAAAUGAAAAUGAUUUUAAAAAAGUUCAUUUAACAGUUACUAUUCAUUCCAAUAAAUCAUAAAAAUAUAGUACAUUGUAAUUAAAAUUUACAUUUCCUUUGAGUAUAUUCAAUAGAUCAAAAUGAAAUCAAUAAAAUUUUGAAUCAUGCAUUUUAUUUUUUACAUUAAAAAAGUAUAAUUUAAAAACAAUGGUAUAAUGUGUUACUGUGGAAAACAAGUUGCUAUUGUCCAUAAUUUCAUCUGUACACAAUAAAGUUUCAAUUCUCAUUGUUUUAUAAUCUGAGAUAAUCAUGUCUCAUUGGCACUCACACCACAUCUUCCUAUAUCUAUAUGUAUAAAUUCAGUCUGAUGUUCUAUUCGCUGCACUUUACAAACAGUUCACACCAUGUUUUAUUAAUCAAGAGUGUUUAAUUUAAGUUGUAUCAGUUUAUCAUUAUUUAAAGCAAUGUUCUCCCUGUAUUUUCACAGGUUUUGUAUUGCUAAAAUUGUAAAUUAAUUUGUUUUUCAAAAUAUGAAAUGAUAAAAUACAUUUGUACAUGCAACAUGUUUUUUUAUUAAAAAUAUUAUUUUUGUUAA